Cannabis sativa is the source of this 1907-nucleotide messenger RNA. RefSeq lists its product as uncharacterized. The record is from RefSeq and is a predicted model, not a curated record. The coding region runs from base 591 to 1523 and encodes 310 amino acids. NCBI's taxonomy places the organism in Eukaryota, Viridiplantae, Streptophyta, Magnoliopsida, Rosales, Cannabaceae. The transcript is spliced from 3 exons.
UCGAUGGUGGAGGCGAUGGGGUGGGCUCAGGAUCUCGAUACCAUCUAUUUCCUCGUUUCUUUCAUGCCCGCCUCUCAUCUCCUUAUCUCUCUCUGUCUUCUUCAGGUGACCAAAGGGAUCUCGUGUUUCUUGACUUGAGACAUUUAUGCUCAUGAGGCAAGUUUUUCAGAAGUGAAGUGAAGGAAGGAGAAAAGGUUAUGAGAAAACUCAAUUUUUAAGAAGAUGACAAUGUCUCUUACUAAAAAGAAACAGAAGACAAUCACAGUAAACCCAGGUAUAUCCUCGUUAUUCUAUUUAUAUACAUAUAUAUGCUCAAAAUAAUAAUGCCUUUAAUAUUCUACUUUCUAUUAUUUUCUCUAUAAUUAUAAAUACUAAAUUUUAAAAUAUUUUUCAUACAAGAAAAAAAAAAGUAUAGCUAAUUUUGAUGUAUAAUAUAUAUUUUAUUCUAUUUUUUAGAUUGGGCUAGAUUACCAUGCCAUCUUCUUGAUUUAAUUUUGGAAAAAUUGGAGUCUUUCAAAGAUAUUCUACGAUUUUAUGGUGUGUGUGUUUCAUGGAAUUCUAUAGUAAAACACAAUAAAACUAAAUGCUUGAUGAAGACUUCACACCAAGUUCCCAUGCUUAUGGUUCCUAAUAGAAAACAACAUACUUGGGAUAUGUAUGAUCCAAUGACUAAUAAGUUCAAAGAAAUAUCUAAAUUACAUAUACCUUAUGAUAAGCGUUUUGGAGGAUCAUCACAAGGAUGGCUAGUAACUGUGAAUCGUGAUUUCACGGUUACACUAUACAAGCCUUACUCUACAGAUCAUGAUAGUGCAAUCAUCAAUCUUCCGUGUUUGUUUCCUCCAGAAGUUGAAGAUGGGGAUCUUGAAGGAUUGGAAGAUAUGAGAGAAUAUUGUGAUCAACAUAUUUACAAAGCGACAAUCACUGCAGAUCCAUUAAUAAAUCCAAAUGAUUAUAUGGUUGUGGUCAUUUAUUUACAUUGUUGGAAAAUAGCCAUUAUAAGUCCCGGGAGAGAUAAUAUUUGGAGAAAAAUUGAUCCAGAUGAAGAAAUAUUUAGUGAUAUAUUGUUCAAUAGCAAUAAGUUUUAUUUUCUUAAUCAUAAUCAUGACACUCUUUCAUCUUAUGAUAGUCGUGAGCCAUACUGUGGUACAAAAGUAACUUGGAAUAAUUCUGACAAUUGGUUUGGUAUCAAGUCUUAUAUUGUGAAGUCAUUUGAGGGAGAUAUUUUACAAGUGUUAAGACGUUGUGAAUGGAAAGAUAGUUUGACAAUACGACGUACUACAAAAGUAAAUAUUUUUAAAUUGGAUUUUGUUGAUGGAGGAGUAAAAAGGGUUAUAGUUAAAAGUCUAGGAGAUGCUGCUCUCUUUCUAGGAGAUAACUCUUCAAUAUAUGUGCGUGCAUCAAACUUUCUUGGAUGUAAAUCAAAUUGCAUCUAUUUCAGUCAUGACACUGAUUUAAUCUCAUACGGUCCUCAGGGAGUUCCUUGUGAUUGUGGCAUCUACAAUCUCGGAGAUAACAAUUUAUAAAAAAUUUACAUUAUUAUUAGAUGAUGAAGAUUCAACAAUAAUUUCAAAAAUGGAGGCCCAACCACCCAUAUGGAUUCAACCUACCUUGAAUUUAUGAUUUAUAUUUUUUUUUAUUAUUUAAUUAAUAUUGAUAUUAUUGGCACGACUACUAUGCAGGGGUCCACCCAAGUAUUGGACAGCUUGGGCCAUUGCACAAGGCUCCCUCUUUUUUAAGACCUACUUUCUUUUUUUUUUUUUGUUCUUUUUUUGAAAAAAAGCCUAUUUUUCUACUUUUUCGAGAAAUUAUAGUAAACAGUCCCAAUUCAUAAGACUAUGUUAAUAAAUGUUCUCAUUUCAAAACUUGUAGCAAAUGACUCUUUUAAAUUAUUUAUUAUGUAUAUUGUC